UAAAAAUGACUAUCUUGAUCCAGCGAAGCUUCUAGGUUCAAAGUAGGACGUUACCUUGCCAGAAGUGAAGAUGGUCUCGCCCCUAAAUUUGGGCGAAAUUGAAGCGAGAGUGCCUUUUCCCAAGAUGGCUGCCGAGGCACACGGCCCGGUGGGGAAGAGCCUUCUUUCGUUUUCCCUGUGGUUUGGGACCCCGUGCGAGAAAGUGACUUGUCCCUAUGAUGCUAAUCAUCAAAUGCCUAAAUCUUCCUUGGAGAAACAUAUGACAUCCUGUAAAUUGAGGAAACUAGAAUAUUCUAAAGAGGAAGAGGCUGAAAUGUAUGAUUCUACUUUUUUCUAUGAAAAAGGCAAAAUUCCUAAAGUUCAAAUGGACAAGGACUUGCAGUUUGACAUUAUUAAAAAAGCCAUGGCUAAAGAGUGUGGAAAUUACUGCCCAGCAGCUUAUUCUUCUCAGCCUAUGGAAGUUCCACAAAACCACAAGCGUUACACCUGUGAUCUGACCCAAGCUGACCGCCUUGCAAUUUUUGAUUACGUCCUUGCAGAGACAAAGAACCAGAGGUCAAGAUCUCAACUGACAGAAAAUGACAGUGACCUGUUUGUAGAUUUGGCAGCAAAAGUCAACCAAGAUGAUGGCCAGAAAGGUCCAAAAUCUCAUCUUGAAAUUCUUGCAGAGAUGCGGGAUUACAAAAGACGGCGGCAAUCAUACCGAGCUAAGAAUGUUCACAUAACAAAGAAAUCCUACACAGAGGUAAUCAGAGAUGUGAUUGGGGUACAUAUGGAAGAACUUGCCACUCAUUGGCAGGAAGAGAACAGAAGUACUGAAGUUCAUGAAGAUGAAAAAUCGUCUUUCUCAGCAAAGUCUUCAGGAAGGAAGAACGAAGGUCUGCAUCAGCUGAUUCAAGACAGUCUUGUGGAAGCUCAAAGGAUAUUGAUUAUUCUCGACAUAGGAGGAAUUCCAGCAGAAGUCCAAGCAGACGAAAAAGAAGUCGAGAAAGAGAAAGAGAGAGAGAUUUCCGAAGGAAAAGAGAGAGAGAUGAAGGGAAGCAUCAUAAAAGAAGAAAAUAAUACUUGUAUCUCCAUUUCAAGAUAUGUGGUGCCAAAACUGAGUUGUAUCUGUUUCAUUCCAUAGCAUAAUCAGAGUGUGUAAUAUCACACUGACAGCUGAGAAGUACCGUCUUAGCAACUUUAAUAAACAUCAUUUGAAAUCUCUAUCACGCUCAUAAACUGGAUAGUUUGUGUAAUUAUUCAGAAGGCCAGCUACCACCCCUUAACUCAAUUAAGUUGUUGGU
Molecule: messenger RNA, 1286 nt
Organism: Candoia aspera
Lineage: Eukaryota; Metazoa; Chordata; Lepidosauria; Squamata; Candoiidae
Gene: SNRNP48
Product: small nuclear ribonucleoprotein U11/U12 subunit 48
Exons: 9
Coding region: 71-1126 (351 amino acids)
Source: RefSeq, a predicted model, not a curated record